UAAAAAUUUUCAAAAUUCCAAAUUUGCAAAAUUAAUAUUUCGCCUUUUUUUUCAUUUCAAUUCGGUAAUAAAAUGGCAGCCACAAAUUGGAAUAAAUCUAAAAUCGUUUGCAUUACUGAGGAAAGCUCACCGGUCAUUGAAAAUAGCUUCAGUACAGGUACAGAUCUUUAUGUUGUAAAACUUCAAAACAUGCGUACCAUAAUCGAGGUGCGUCGUUUUAUGUACAGCAAAUUACUUCCAAAUGGUACUAUCCUACCACUUGACUUUACAACCAACAAUACACAUUUCAUUGAUGAUUAUAUCAAUUAUUGUAAGACGUUAGUAGAACCUACACGUAGUGUCUUCCCAACUACAGCACCAAACAUAAUUAUACCAAGAACCAACUUUAUUAAUGUAGAAGAAAAGCGAAAUCAAACAACAUCUAUGGCAAAUAUGUCCAAAGUGAAUGCUCAAACGCAGACAAUAUGUACACGUAGCAUAAGUACUUCAACUGAUCCUGAGAAAAAAGUCAGAUUUGUUUUCCCCAGAAAAAAAACUCGGAAUUGCUGUUCCUGUCGCUCAGACAACGACCUUUUUAAAAGACCAAGGAAGAUGUUAAUCUUUAGAUCAGCAACUAAUUUGAAAAUUGGAAAUAAAAACUGUAAAGGAAAUGCUUGUAAUGAAUCUGAGAGCUGAAUUAGUUCAUUAAGUUAUCAAUAUGUGAACCUUUUGAAAAACAAAAAGAGAUGCAAAAUAUUCAUAAUAAUAAAGAGGUAGCAUUUAAUAUA
Molecule: messenger RNA, 767 nt
Organism: Teleopsis dalmanni
Lineage: Eukaryota; Metazoa; Arthropoda; Insecta; Diptera; Diopsidae
Exons: 4
Coding region: 73-675 (200 amino acids)
Source: RefSeq, a predicted model, not a curated record